Diaporthe batatas is the source of this 3569-nucleotide messenger RNA. RefSeq lists its product as uncharacterized. NCBI's taxonomy places the organism in Eukaryota, Fungi, Ascomycota, Sordariomycetes, Diaporthales, Diaporthaceae. The record is from RefSeq and is a predicted model, not a curated record. Gene Ontology annotation, molecular function: ATP binding; ATP hydrolysis activity. Gene Ontology annotation, cellular component: mitochondrial outer membrane. The transcript is spliced from 2 exons. Bases 156 to 2912 code for a protein of 918 amino acids.
GACAGUCCUGGUUCUGUAUCGACGAAUGCGCCGGCUGCGAUAGCACCACCCAACCGGAGGAAUUCGUAGCUCGGUCAUCGUCGACCGAUUCAUCUUGACCCUGUCUGACGACUCGAGAUGGUUACUGGGGUCAACGCCUCCUUCCAGUCGUUCGAAUGCAUGCUGUAGGGACGAGAGCCGGCCUUCCUGCAUCGCAACGAUGGCUACGGGCACAGGCGAAGGUCAGGGCGCCGGCGCUGCAGCAUGAGGGGCAUGGAUUGCCGGGGCUAACACGGCCGUCUAUUGCAUGGCUAAAUCCUCAUCAGGCUCGAUUUGUGGCCAGCAAGCCCAACGGCCCCGGUGCGCCCGACAAGCCGGAUGGCAAGGAGGGCCAGGAGGGCCAGGAAGAGGGAGACAAUGGCGAACAGACGCAACCACCAGGCAGAUCCGACACAAGCGAGACCCCUACAGAGACCAAGAGGCAGCAGCUGUUUUCCCCUAUGCCCUCCGGCAGAGGACGUGCUACCAAUUCAGCGGCGGCCUCAAGCGGGCUCCCUCCAGUCAGCCUUCCCCGCUGGUUCCUUGACGACCGCGUACAAACCUCAAACUCGAAGGAUACAGCAGGCGAUCGACUGCAGGGCGAUGUUUGGCAACUCUUUCAACCUGCGCGCCUCGCGUCAAGCCCUGGGCACGAGCUCGGCGGUAUCGGCACUUCUACCACCACCCGAGAAGCAAAGGACCAGUCCGUCGAGCGAGCCAUUGGCCGCGAGCUGGUAUCGACCAUCAGUGCCGAGUUAGAUGCCAUGCCUCCACCAAUCAGGGCUACCAAGGAACCCAAAAGGAGGCCCAUCUCGCUCCUGUACGUACACAAUUAUAAGGGCAGCCGGGUUGCGAACGACCUUGUCGGCCAUGUUGCUACGGAGCUGCGAGCAGACGUCAUUCACCUGGAUGCCGCAAGACUGGCUAGCAUCGUAGGGUCGUACCUUGGGUCGACUUUAUAUUUUGGUCGCAGCCAGAUCUCGAUGUUGGGCUACGCCGCGGCCGAAGAAAAUGGCAGGUCCCUCACCUCGCCAUCGACGGCUGAUAAGGCGGAGGAUAUUUUGGUCAAGGGGAUCAGCGUUGUGAAGCUGCUAUCGCCAGGCAAAGAUGACCGAGCAACUUGGGAUGACUUGAAGUUGACCCAUGUCCUCAAAGAGAUCGUGGGCUCGGCUGGUGCCAAGAGGAGGAUGGGCGGCCUAUCGGACAAGCCGGAGCGGCUCAUAGUGCAUGUGCAUAACUAUGUCGAGCUCAUGAUGUCGACCGAGGGCGCAUCGAUCCUCGAAAAGUUGAGGACUAUCGUCGACCGUUUAUGGCAAGACGGAUCUAGCGCUCUUAUUGUCGGCUCUAUCUCCAAUGACAAGAAUGCCUCCAAGCAGUGGCAUUCAAAGGUCAGAGAGUUGAGCAGUAGUGACUGCUAUCCCAUCGUUUUCUUGCCCAACUCGGACGAGCUGCCAGAGCUCAAGACUUGGGAGCAGCAGGACUAUGUCAUGGACAAUCUGAGUAACAUCAAUUGGAUGCUGGAAUGCCUCAGAGGUGAGCAGGCUCGCAUAACACCCUGGCUGAACGACUCGAAAUCCGGCACAAACGAAGCUGUUUAUGAACUUAUCACCCAGCUUUCUAGUGGUAUCUACUCAAACCACUGGAUAUAUCGAAUUUGCACGCAAGCCAUCGGAUUGGAAAAAUUGACCGGCGUCCUCGAUGCCUCGACGCUUGCCGAAGCCCUCAAACAAAUGAAACUGGUAGAUUUGGGACGCUCUAGCCUGACUGGCCACCCUGCAAGGUCAUCUGCUGCUCCCGCACUGGAUUCAACCUCCCCGAUUCAGGAUCUCAUAGCCCUUGGUAACAAUAUUAUUCCCGAGGCUGACUCUUCACCUGGCCGACGGAAAGGCCCACCCGGUGAUCUCGACGACGAGGAAAAGAAGCUCGUCUCCGGGAUUGUCAACGUGGAUGAGAUUCAUACUACGUUCGAUGAGGUAAUCGUGCCAUCUGGCGUUCGUCAGUCCCUCGUUGCUCUCACGACCCUCUCGAUCCAGCACCCCAAGGCAUUCUCAUAUGGUGUACUCGCACGCGAGCGCAUCCACGGCUGCCUGUUGUAUGGUCCCCCUGGGACCGGCAAGACGAUGAUGGCUAAAGCUGUUGCGAAAGGCUCGGGGGCAAACAUGCUUGAAAUUAGCGCAGCUUCUAUUAACGACAUGUGGGUUGGCAACAGCGAAAAGAACGUGCGCGCUGUUUUCUCGCUCGCUCGGAAGCUAGCACCUGUGGUCGUCUUCCUUGAUGAGGCGGACUCCCUCCUCGGGUCGAGGGGACGUCAACCUAACAGAGGCGGAUAUAGAGAAACAAUUAAUCAGUUCCUUCGGGAGUGGGAUGGCCUGACCAAUGCAUUGGACACGCAGCAGAUAUUCGUUCUAGUCAGCACCAAUGCCCCACAAGACCUUGAUGAGGCUGUCCUGAGGCGACUUCCAAGGAGGAUACUCCUCGACCUUCCCUUGAAAGACUCGAGACUGGCGAUCCUCCAAUCUCUACUCAGGGAUGAACAACUCGACCCUGCAGUGUCACUCGAACAGCUCGCGUCCGAUACAGAACUCUACAGCGGGUCGGACUUGAAGAACCUCGCCGUGGCAGCAGCAAUGGAGGCAGCCAAGGAAGAACUCGCGGCCAAGGAGGCGGAUGCGGCCUAUCAGUUCCCAGCGAAGCGUGUUCUGACCAAGGCCCACUUCGAUAAGGCGUCCAAGGACAUCAGUGCCUCUAUCUCAGAGGAUAUGGUGAACCUCAAGGCUCUUCGCAAGUUUGAUGAACAAUACGGUGAUGCCAGGCGGAAGAAGAAGAGAAGUCAAAUGGGGUUCGAGGUUGUGCCCCAAGUCACCAAGUCUGAGGACGCCGUGAUUAGAAAAUAAUGGGCAGUGCAACCGACGCAAUUCCCUAUAUACCAGAUAGAUUUCGUGUACAGGGAAUUUUACAUUGGCUUCUCACUUGCUGUGGAUCGAGGCUCUGUCUGUUGGCCGAAGAAGAACAAUGGGACGAUUACAUCUGGUAGUUGAAGAUUUGCCCGAGCUGCUGCGCGUCGGACGUUGAAGCUUCGACGGACAGCGCGAUCUAGAGGACCGAACUCCUUUGGAGAACUGCCCGGGCAUGCUUCUGUUUUCAUAGGCUCCUCUUUCCACUUGUGACAUGCUUUUGAUCCACCCAGCCAGUGCCAAUCGAAUUGAGCCCAGGACAGGGUUGAUGCCGUCGUAUAAAGAUACUAAGAUGAGUUUAUGCGCAAUGGUUCCCAUUGCACAAGACUGUCUGGCCGGUAUCCCUUGUCAGGCGCAGAAGCCAGCGCACGCAUAGCCUUUGCUCUGUGGGAACCAUGCUCACACGUUGGAGCGUGGUGGUCUCCGUCAGCCGAUGUAGUGUCACAACACGGGACACCGCCAGGUUGGCCGACUGAUUCCCGAGCAAGACCAUCCGCGGUACCCGUUACGCCGUGUGGCUGUUCGUUGAGUCAACACCGCCACGCACCACCACACCACAUCUGAAACCCGUACUGAUCUGAUUACUUCGAUUGUCGU